Messenger RNA from Ogataea angusta, 1464 nucleotides. RefSeq lists its product as uncharacterized. The transcript has a single exon. The record is from RefSeq and is a predicted model, not a curated record. Bases 1 to 1464 code for a protein of 487 amino acids. Lineage: Eukaryota; Fungi; Ascomycota; Pichiomycetes; Pichiales; Pichiaceae. Gene Ontology annotation, biological process: positive regulation of transcription by RNA polymerase II. Gene Ontology annotation, molecular function: DNA-binding transcription factor activity, RNA polymerase II-specific; zinc ion binding; transcription cis-regulatory region binding. Gene Ontology annotation, cellular component: nucleus.
AUGGGCGAUAAAACGGAGAAACCGCGAAAAUACAACAAGAACGGGUGUUUGACUUGCAAGCAACGAAAGCGCAAAUGCGAAAAUGAGACCUGGCCAUGUAAGCUGUGCUUGCGGCUUGGUCUUAGGUGCAGUGGAGCGGCUGAUACCGCGGCCUCUGCCGAAUUCUUGUUAACGAAGGAAAUCGAUGCUUUCGACGAGCUCAAGGAAGCGGAAAAAAUGUACAUGAAAUAUUUUGUCAACGAGGUGGCACCGAUCUUAUUCACCAAAAACCACGCCCAUGUGUUUCUCAAGCAGGUAGUCAAUCUGGCGUUCCUGUAUCAGCAGGUCAGAAACCCUAUUUUGGGGAUCGCUGCCACACACCGCUCUUGCAAGUUAGACCAUGAGCUGUCCUCCGUUCGUGAGCUCAGUCCGGCCUAUCGAGACUCGAUCACCUACCGCGCUCGCUCGAAACUGUCUGAAUACCCCCAGUGCUCAGAUGAGAUUGAGCUUCUUUCCGUGUUGUUGUCUGUGAUGAUGGAAAUCCUCGUUGGAGAUAGUCUUGACUGGUUUCAGUUGCUUCAACGCGCUUACAGAAUUCUCGAGAGGUGUGGUGGUAUUUUUUCUCUUACAAACGACAAGGACGACCAGCUAAAGCUGAUCAGCGUUCAGCUCUUUUGUUAUCUGGAUUUUGUGUCUAGUUUGAGCACAUGCAACCCGCCAUAUAUCGAGAUGCAGCAAAUGAAUCAGUUUGAAACUAGCGACAGCAUAUCCGAAUCCCUGGAGGAGUUCGAUAUUGAGGGUCUGGUAGAUGAGAGUCUACUGUCGAAUACAGAAAUAAACUCGCGGUUUGUCUCGUCGCUACUGAGUGACAGCGACACUUCAAAUAUACUCAAAAUUGAGCUCGGGUUCAAGUUUGGCAUUGCGGGUGACAUAUUCAAGAUCAUGGGCAAGAUAUCUGCCCUGGCAAGUCUCCGCAAGCUACGUGGAAAAGACAGCAAGUACGAUAUCGAGUUCAAUCGGUUUGCCAGCGAGAUAGAGAUGAAGUUGCAAAAUUGGGAUGUCCCUGAGGAAAUUAAUUUUGAAAACAUCUCGGAUUUUCAGAGGACGCAAUACGCGUUGGCAUUGCAAUGGGCUUGUUUCUUGCGGUUGCAUCAGAUACGCUACGGAUACAACAGGGACGACUCGAGGCCUAAGGGGUGUCUGAUUAACAUUCUGCAGGCUAUCGAGUCCAUUCCUGAAGGGUCACAGCUGGAAAGUGGACUAAUGGUCCCUCUCAUUCUUGCUGGCUCCGUGGCCAGUCGGGAAGAUGACCGUAGACUCAUACUGAAGAGGAUGAGGAAUAUCAGAGGAACGCUGAAGUUUCCGUACAUUCAGCGAUUUGAGAUGCUGCUGAUGAGAAUCUGGGAGCGGGACUCGCUGGAUGGCAAUUUUGUGAACUGGGCAGCCGUCAGAUACUACGAGUUUCCAGGGCUGGUGAUGUUUUAG